Molecule: messenger RNA, 3291 nt
Organism: Parascedosporium putredinis
Lineage: Eukaryota; Fungi; Ascomycota; Sordariomycetes; Microascales; Microascaceae
Source: the annotation of a GenBank genome assembly
AUGCCCGUACAGCGCCAAAGCCGAAGCCAACGGCUUCCUCCAACCCACCGUGAGCUCCAUACCGCCCUCACCCGCAUCCACCUCAUCCGAAUUCGCCAGCCAAGCCACCACCGCCACGGCAGCGAGCAAGUCGCCGUCCUUGUCCUCGUCGACAACGGCAGCAGCAGCAACUGCUUCCCCAGACCUGCCCACACGGCUCUCCUGGGUCGCGAAAGCCGUGCUCCGCUCCUUCUCCGCCAUCCCCAAGACGCCCUACUCCACGGCCGGCAACACGGCCGACACGAGCGCGACGACGGGCAUCCUCGAGGACGUGCAAAGAUGGGCUUCAAGGACGUCGAAACUUUACUCGAGUUCCUGCACACGGCCGUGCACGGCGUCCAGGACGACAGCAAGCUGCUGCUCGAGCGCGUCGUCGACCUCUUGUCCAAGCUGCCCGCCACCUCGCGUGAGGGCCAGUCCCUCGAGAGCGGCCUCGUCCACCAGCUGUGGUCCUCCCUCCAGCACCCGGUUCUCACCACCCUCGACGAGGGGUUCCGCUACCGCGAGGCCGACGGCUCCAACAAUAACUUGUACAUGCCCCAGCUCGGCGCCGCGGCCGAGCCUGCUGUUCGAUACGCUGCUGCGCAGGGGCGAGGGUUCCAGCCGCACCCGAACAAUAUCUCGAGUGUGCUGUUUUACCUGGCCACCAUUAUUACGCACGACAUUUUCCAGUCCGAUGGCCAGCGCAGCGGCGUCAACUUGACUUCCUCCUACCUCGACCUCGCGCCCCUCUACGGCCGCAACCGCGACGAGCAGGUGCAAGUUCGCGCCAUGGAGGGCGGUCGGCUCAAGCCCGAUUGCUUCUCCUCCAAGAGGGUCCACGGCUUCCCGCCCGGCUCACUCAACUCGCAGCAAUCAACGAAGGCGGUCGUUUCCAAAAAGACCCUCGCCAAAGACCUCGCCGGCAAGACCCCCGAGGAGCAAUCUAAAAUCCGCGCCGCCGCCCUCGCCAAAUACGACGAGGACCUCUUCCAAACCGGCCGCCUCGUCACCUGCGGUCUCUACAUCAACAUCAUCCUGCGCGACUACGUCCGCACCAUCCUCAACGUCAACCGCUCCGACACCGCCUGGGCCCUCGACCCGCGCAUCAAGGACGGCCACAACAUCUUCAGCAAGCCCACCGCCGAGGCCACGGGCAACCAAGUCUCGGUCGAGUUCAACUUCCUCUACCGCUGGCACAGCACCGUGUCCCCGCGCGACCAGAAAUGGACCGAGGACGCCUUUGAAGAGAUCCUCGGCACCGACGACGCCGAGGCCAUGGGCUUCGAGGACUUCCUCCGCAAGCUCCACGGCUUCGAGGCGCGCCUCUCCGACGACCCCGCCCAGCGCCCCUUCCACAAGGUCGCCCGCCGCGCCGACGGCACCUUGCCCGACGACGACCUCGUCCGCAUCUUCCGCGAGAGCCAUAUCGAGGUCCUCGGCAUCAUGCAGGCCCGCAAGUGGAACGUGGCCACCCUCAACGAGUUUCGCGAGUUCUUCGGCCUCACCCGCCACCGCACGUUCGAGGACAUCAACCCGGACCCGGACGUCGCCCGCAAGCUGCGCAACUUGUACGACUCCCCGGACUCGGUCGAACUCGGCCUGUGCGUCAACUUCACCACCAGCCGCGCCAUCCUGUCCGACGCCGUCGCCCUCGUCCGCGGUGAUCGCUUCUACACCGUCGACUACACCCCCAAACACCUCACCAACUGGGGCUACAACGAGGCCAGCUACGACCCGGCCGUCGACAACAGCCACGUCUUCUACAAGCUCGUCUACCGCGCCUUCCCCACCACUUCCGCCGCGACAGCGUCUACGCCCACUUCCCCUCACCGUGCCCUCGGAGAACGCAAAGAUCUUGGCCAAGAUCGGCAAGGACCACCUCUACUCCUGGGACGUCCCCUCCCCACCGGUGACCUCGUCCUGCUGCGCUCCCACAGCGCCAUCACCAAGGUCCUCGCCAACCAGCGCGACUACACCGUCGUCUGGGGCGACGCCAUCCGCUUCCUCACCCAAAAGGACGGCCACGCCCCCGGUGCCUCCUUUUGCCUCGCCGCCGACGGCCAGGUCAACGCCGAUAACCGCAAAAUCGUCCUCAACGCCCUCUACCAGCCCAACGCGUGGGAGACCGAGCGCCCGGUCAAGAACCAGCAGCCACCCUCCUCCAACGGCACUGGCGCUGCCCUGGAGAAAAAGACGACGAUCAAGACGACCCACGAAGUCGACGUCGUCCGCGACAUCAUCAACCUCGCCAACACCCGCCUCUGCGCCGCCAUGUUCAACCUGCCCAUCAAGAUCGAGGACAACCCCUGGGGUCUCUUGACCGAGCAGGAGCUCUACCUCGCCACCACCGCCAUCUUCUCCUCCAUCUUCUUCGACGCCGACAUCUCCAAGAGCCUGCACGUCCGCACCCUCGCCAAGGACCUCGCCAACCAGAUCGAGCGCCUCGUCGCCGUCGCCGCCCACGCCGUCGACAAGGUCGGCGCCAUCACCGACGCCGUCGAGACCGUCCGCGGCUACUGGCGCGGCGAGGGCUUUCCCGCCAUCGCCGGCUACGGCCACGAGCUCAUCCGCCACCUCCUCCAGCGCGGCAAGUCCUCCGCCCUGCUCUCCCAGUGCGUCGACUUCUACCUCGAGGACGAGAACAAGCACCACCUCGAGGAGCUGUAUAGGCUCGCGCACGAGAACACGGACGAGGCCGACGAGAAGCUCAUGAGAUACAUGCUCGAAGGCUCCCGCAUCCGCGGCACCGUCGCCGUCUACCGAGAUGUCCACCACGCCACCACCAUCCCCGACUCCGCCCCCGCUCACCCUGACCCCGCGGACCCCACCGCCGUCAACCCCGUCACGGCCUCCGAGUUCCCCGAGUUCAACAUCCCCGUCAAGCCCGGUGACCGCCUCCUCCUCUCCUUCGCCUCCGCCUCCCGCGAUCCCCGCGUCUUCCCCGACCCGGAGACCGUUCGCCUCGACCGGCCCAUCGAUUCCUACAUCCACUUCGGAUUCGGCGCCCAUAGGUGCGCCGGUGCGGAGCUCUCCAUGGUCGCCCAGACCGCUCUCUUCAAACAAAUCGUCGGCCUCAAGAAUCUCCGUCGCGCCGGCGGAGACCGCGGCCGCAUGAAGAGCAUGCCCGCUCGCAAGUGGAAGGGCCAGCGGAGGCCGGACGAGGCCCGCGCCGAGGAGGGCGCUUGGACCGGCCUGAGGACCUACAUGACGCCCGACCAGAGCGGAUAUUGGCCUGUACCCUCAACCAUGAAGCUCGUUUGGGACGAGUAA